GUCUCCAAGAUGUCAGGGCAGCUGGCCAGUCCUGGUGGUGAACCAGACGAGCGGGACAAGCAACGCUUGCUCGCGCACCUCCGUUCCGAGGCGUAUGUCGAGCUCUUCGCCUCUCCAAUCGCGGGCGUCGGAGUGCGGGCGUUUCGGCAGAUUCCUGAGGGAGUUGACCCCUUCCCGAUCUGCAACCCACACAUGGCGGCGAAGGAGAAGUUCUGCACUUGCUCACAUGCUGAGCUUCGAGCGUUGCCUGAUGGAGUCAUGGACAAGGUGAAGUCUUUCUUCGCUGCCUUGACGAUGGAUGAUGGCUGGACGCCUAUGCGCGACGAAGACGGAGAGAUCAUCUACGGCGUGCUGACAUCGGGCAUGAACAACUUGAACCUGUCCUGGUACCUGAACCACUCGGCGGAUCCCAAUGUGGCCUUCAAAGAUGCCGAAGAGGACGGCGGAUACAACUCCUUCGUUACGAGGCGUCGAAUUGAAGCGGGAGAGGAGCUGACGACGGACUACCGGGAGCUUGGAAAGGACUCUCACCGAACGGUUGUUCGCGCCAAGCAUGUGAAGCAAAUGUCAAUGUCCGAUAAGUGGAAAAUAACCAUAUCUGUUCCAGACAUCGUUGUCAUGCUGCCAGAGUGUCGUGUAGAUGCCUAUAGCAGCUAUAUGCAGCUAUAA
Molecule: messenger RNA, 669 nt
Organism: Symbiodinium necroappetens
Lineage: Eukaryota; Dinophyceae; Suessiales; Symbiodiniaceae
Source: the annotation of a GenBank genome assembly